Molecule: messenger RNA, 3143 nt
Organism: Ornithorhynchus anatinus (platypus)
Lineage: Eukaryota; Metazoa; Chordata; Mammalia; Monotremata; Ornithorhynchidae
Gene: OCA2
Product: OCA2 melanosomal transmembrane protein
Exons: 24
Coding region: 16-2718 (900 amino acids)
Biological process (GO): melanin biosynthetic process; transmembrane transport; melanocyte differentiation
Cellular component (GO): melanosome membrane
Source: RefSeq, a predicted model, not a curated record
UACAGUCCUGGGAAGAUGUAUCUGGAGAGCAAAGGCGGGCCGAUCCCACCAAGGCUGGAGUUGGAACUGAAUCAGACAUCCAGGCCACCUCAGGCCAACGCCUGCUGCCGAGCAGGGGCCGGGCCUGGGGCCGGCCCAGGGGCCGGCCCGCUGACGGAAUGGAAGGAGUUUCCCGGGAUUGCUACUGGGCAGGGAGAGCCCCAGAAAUCCACCCCAGACAGCGCUGCCGGGCGAGAGUGUGAUGUGGCACCAGAGGCCGGUCAGGGAAGGUCCCAUUUCACUUUGCCCAGAUUCUUCAGCUCCAAGUCAAAGGACGAUUGCUGCUCCGAGAAGACACCUUUGCUGAGGACUUCAUCAGAAGAGUUCAGGUAUCCUGAUUUCUGUGUCUCUCUGAAAGUUUCACAGCAUUGCAGUAGUCAGAUGAGUUUAAGGAAGACUUCCUGCCAGUGGUUUUGGAAACCGUGGUUAAGGUUCAACAUUUCUGUUCUGAUCCUGGUGAUAGUCUCGCAGCAUCUUACGAAGUGGUUUCGGAGCCCUAGCUUCCAGAGCCUGGACUUCAACCUGGAUGAGGAACCUUGGGAAACCAACUCGGUAGCCUGGGGUCAGAGUUGGCACUUGGGAAGUCAAGGCACCGGUAUAUCUCCGUCAACUUCCUUCGAGAAGCGGGAUCUGCCGGAGAGCCUGCAGGUCCGACUCAAUUUCCCCAAGCUGAGAAGCUGUUUAGGAAGUCUGAAAGUCAUGGGCCUGUUCAUCUUUGUAGUUGUGUGCUCUGUCCUCUUUAGCAUGUAUCCAGAUCAAGGAAAAUCCUGGCAGAUGCUGACGGUCUCUCCACUGGAAAGCUACACGGCCAACAUCACAGAUGUCGGCGAUGCUGCCCUGCUCACGAUAGAGCUGGUCGGGCCCUUCGCUGCCGAUCUGGCACAGCGUCCGCAGCCUGAGGAACACAUCGUCGUAGAGGUCGCCCAGCCCGAAGGCUUUGGCUCCAGAAGGAGGCGGCCCCAGCAGGUCACCUUCAACUGGACCGUGCUUUUAGAUUCUAGAAGAAAAGAACAAGUUGUUGCCACUAAGACUUUUGAGCUACUUAGCAGAGAGGCCAUUUCAUUGAGCAUCCAUGCUCUGCUCCAGGAAUUCCAAGUGGUCCCCCUUUCUGUGACUUACCAGUACCUGCGGGCAAGCAUUGAGACCCAAGUGACUGUUGCCUCUCUCAUCCUUGCAGGCGUCUACGUGCUGAUCAUAUUUGAGAUCGUGCACAGAACUCUGGCCGCCCUGCUUGGCUCCCUAGCUGCCUUGACUGCUCUAGCUGUGGUGGGCGAUAGGCCGAGCCUGGUUCGAGUGGUGGAGUGGAUUGAUUUUGAGACGCUGGCACUGCUGUUUGGCAUGAUGAUCUUAGUGGCUGUGUUUUCAGAAACUGGUUUUUUCGACUAUUGUGCUGUAAAGGCUUAUCGACUUUCCAGGGGCAGAAUAUGGUCCAUGAUCAUCAUCCUGUGCCUCAUCGCGGCGAUCCUUUCUGCAUUUUUAGACAACGUUACAACGAUGCUUCUCUUCACCCCGGUCACCAUAAGGUUAUGCGAAGUACUCAACCUGGACCCGAGACACGUCCUGAUCGCAGAAGUAAUAUUCACGAACAUCGGGGGUGCAGCCACAGCGGUGGGAGACCCACCUAACGUGAUUAUUGUUUCCAACCAGGAGUUGAGGAAGAUGGGGCUGGAAUUUGCAGGAUUUACAGCUCACAUGUUCAUUGGGAUUUGCCUGGUUCUGCUGGUCUCCUUCCCUUUCCUCAGGUUCCUUUACUGGAACAAAAAGCUUUACAACAAGGAGCCGAGUGAGAUUGUUGAACUGAAGCAUGAAAUCCAGGUGUGGAAGCUGACGACCCAGCGUGUCAACCCUGCUAGUCGGGAGGAGACUGCUGUGAAGUGCCUCCUCAUGCAGAAAGUGCAGGCUCUGGAGUUCCUCCUGAAGAGAAAGCUCAAAACAUUUCAGAGACAAAUAUCUCAGGAAGAUAAAAACUGGGAGGUAACCAUCCAGGAGCUCCAAAAGAAGCACAGAAUAGUGGACAAAAUCCUUCUCGUCAAAUGCCUGAUGGUGCUGGGAUUUGUUAUCUUCGUUUUCUUUCUAAAUUCGUUCGUGCCUGCCAUACAUCUAGAUCUAGGAUGGAUUGCUAUUUUAGGAGCCCUGUGGCUGCUGGUGUUGGCUGACACCCAUGAUUUCGAGAUGAUUCUCCACAGAGUGGAAUGGGCCACCCUUCUGUUCUUUGCUGCAUUAUUUGUCCUCAUGGAGGCUUUGGCAAACCUUCACUUAAUUGACUAUAUUGGAGAGCAGACUGCGCUGCUGAUAAAGGGUGUCCCUGAAGAACAGCGCCUUGCAGUUGCCAUCGUGCUAGUUGUUUGGGUCUCUGCCCUGGCCUCCUCCCUGAUUGACAACAUUCCAUUCACUGCCACCAUGAUUCCCGUGCUUCUCAACUUGAGCCAAGAUCCAGGUGUUGAUCUGCCUGCAAAGCCACUGAUCUUUGCUCUGGCCAUGGGAGCCUGUCUAGGAGGCAAUGGGACCCUGAUUGGCGCCUCAGCAAAUGUUGUUUGUGCCGGAAUUGCGGAACAACACGGCUACGGCUUCUCUUUCAUGGAAUUUUUCAGACUUGGCUUCCCAAUGAUGCUAGUUUCCUGCACUGUUGGAAUGUGCUAUCUCCUCGUGGCCCAUGUGCUUGUUGGCUGGAACUCAUAAUUGCUGUCACAGAGUACCACACUGCUCCCCAGAGUGUUCCCAAAUGACUCUUUGAGGAUAAACGGGCUUCUUUGGGAGCGUCUUCAUGGCCUCACCUCCAUGAAGCCGUUUCUGGUCUUGCAUCAUGCUACCUUUUCAAAGAAUUGGAAGUCUAUCAGUGCCCUGCCCACAUAGUUCACUGAAACACCAUCCCAAGAGGAGAAAGAUAAGCCCCAAGCACAUAUCCACCUGAUCUUUGGGGAGAAGACACCACUUAGAACAGCAGAUUUUCAGUUUGUUCAUUUGUCUUCUUGGGUGUAACAUUUCCUGUCAGAGUAUUGACUACUUUGGUGCUUUAACCUACUUCAGAUUUGUCCUGGGAAAGCUUUGUGGGUUUUAAGAUAGCAAUGUCUAUGAACAUAAAAUAAAUCACAUACAGUGAGAUA